Varroa destructor (honeybee mite) is the source of this 1477-nucleotide messenger RNA. RefSeq lists its product as uncharacterized. The record is from RefSeq and is a predicted model, not a curated record. NCBI's taxonomy places the organism in Eukaryota, Metazoa, Arthropoda, Arachnida, Mesostigmata, Varroidae.
UCUAGUUUGGUAAAGCGUAGAGUGAGGCGUGCGUUGUUGUGGUUCGAACCUUAGGUUCAGUCGGGAAGUGGCGGCCGCUUGGCGCUCUAGUCUGGGCCUGGGAAUGCAGUCUCGGCCGGGCACCACCUAGAGUAAUAGGGCGCCCUCGGCUAGGUUCAGGCCGAACCUGCUAUUCUUGCGAAAGCAAAAUACCCAAAACCUUCAAAGGCUAAAAAACAAACAGACCGACACUGCGUAACUGCGAAUUCGAAAGAAUUUUCUAUUAUUGCCGCGCUAUUUAUUGCGUUAAGUGACUGAUUACAAAUCCGUGAGUUUAAUCUUCAAUGGUUUUAUCGCUGUGGACCAUGUGAAUGAAAAUAAGUAGUCCGAUCUGAGCAGGUGAAGAAUAUAUGAACCAUGAAAUUUCAAUAUUAGAAUGCGCUGAAGCUUGAGCCGUAUCUACGACAGGAUAAGAUUCGAGUAUAGUCGAACUUGACGAUUUAAAUUUGGUGUGUUUAUAGCUGAUUCGACAAUGCCAGGUGCGAUCAACUCAUCCAGAAACUCCUCAUUGUUGUGUACGUUUAAAGGUUUAGCGCUGCUACCAAUUUUAGCCAUCUCCGCUACUUCUGCUGUAACUAUCAAAGAUGUGCAGGUUCCGCGCUACGUGGAGAACGCAUCAGCCAGCAUUGACUUCACAUGCGAAUUCGUUCGCGGAGAGAUGGAUGAAAAUUUGGUCUUACGAUGGGUCCACUCCGGGGACCGGUCUCCCGUAUUUACGUGGAUACCAGAGCAAGAUAUAUUCCAAGUUUUCGGCGUCUUCGAGGGUCAUGUUUCCGUUGACGAAGCACGCAAGAUGUCCUCCACAAAAAGUGAAGAUCUGACAAGUAAAUUCGGAGUUCGUCUACGACAGCCUACAACUGUACACGAAGGCACCUACAAGUGUUACGUCACGUCGGUAGCAAACAGUGAUGAGCGUGACCAACAACUCAUAAUCUACGUGAAUCCUCGUGACACGAAACUGUACUACAAUAUUGAACGACAUAUGAUGACCUGCCGUAUCCAGGGCGUCUACCCAGUUCCCAAAGUGAUUCUCUAUCGUUCGUCGAAAAAGGGUGACCUUAUCGAAGAAACUAAAUACGUGAAACGAGAAGAUAAAAAAAACGAAGAUGGUACUUACGACAUUGUCGUGAGGAAGUAUAUAGCACAGCCUCCUCCAGAACGUUUCGAAUGCUGGACAGUCCUGGACGUCAAUUAUAAGGUGUUAGCUAAGGCACAUUACACGCCUGGUGAAGGCUCCAUUUUGGAGAAUGACUCUAGUGGAAUAGAGGCAGGACCUAAUGGACGCUUCAUAUAUCUAAUCGUUUUAUGGAUAGCACUAACCGGAACGCUUACCUUACUGUUGACGUUAUAGAGACACGUAACAUUAAAGAUUGCCAAAUAAAUCUAGGUCUAUUUAUGUAAGCAAUUUAUUUGUUGUGAGCAAUUUUUGUUUGAUCAU